Molecule: messenger RNA, 915 nt
Organism: Schizophyllum commune H4-8
Lineage: Eukaryota; Fungi; Basidiomycota; Agaricomycetes; Agaricales; Schizophyllaceae
Product: DHS-like NAD/FAD-binding domain-containing protein
Exons: 6
Coding region: 1-915 (304 amino acids)
Molecular function (GO): NAD+ binding; protein-succinyllysine desuccinylase activity; protein-malonyllysine demalonylase activity
Source: RefSeq, a predicted model, not a curated record
AUGUCUGCCGACCAACCUCCACCAGCCAAAGACGACGCAGCCGCCUUUCGUGCCAAGUUCCGCGCGAGCAAGAACAUAAUUGUCAUCGCGGGUGCUGGGCUGUCUGCGGCUUCGGGCAUACCCACCUUCCGAGAUGGCGGUGGCAUGUGGCGCUCGCUCGACGCGCAAGCACUGGCCACGCCAGUGGCAUUUGAGGCAAAUCCGGCGCUGGUGUGGCAGUUCUAUCAUUAUAGGCGGACGACAGCCCUCUCCGCGAAACCCAACCCCGCGCACAAGAUCCUCGCGAAGAUGUCGAUCCCCACGGAGCUCAAGAAGGUCGCCCCUCAGGCCAAGUCUUUCCACCUCAUCACGCAGAACGUGGACCGUCUUUCCCCCGCGUCAACAUCCAAACCCCGCCGCUCCCCACCCUCCGUCUUCCCCCGCUCCAUCCUCGAGAUGCACGGCCGCCUCUUCGACGUGCGAUGCACGGAUUCCUCGUGCGGACACGUCGAGGAGGACCGCUCGACGCCCCUCACCCCCGCCCUCGGCGCGGCCGAAGCAGGCUUCUCCGCCACCACCGACGCCGACUCCGGCCGGCUCCUCACCGAGAUCCCGCGCGCCGACCUCCCGCGCUGCCGGAAGUGCGGCGCCCUCGCGCGCCCGGGCGUGGUGUGGUUCGGGGAGAGGCCGUAUUUCUUGGACGAGAUUAAUGGGCUGGUGUUCAGGGCGGAUAUGUGUUUGGUGGUGGGGACGUCGGCGACGGUCCGCCCUGCGUCGACUUAUGCGUACCGCGUCCACCGGCAUGGGGGAACUGUCGCGAUCUUCAAUCGGGAGCCCAGCGAGGCGGACGAGCGCGCGGACUUCAGAUUCAGAGGCGGAUGCGAGGAGGUCUUGCCAGAGUUGUUCAAGGAGCUUGCUAAUCAGCAAGCAGCAUGA